This is a messenger RNA of Amphimedon queenslandica, 738 nucleotides long. RefSeq lists its product as uncharacterized. The record is from RefSeq and is a predicted model, not a curated record. Bases 1 to 738 code for a protein of 245 amino acids. Lineage: Eukaryota; Metazoa; Porifera; Demospongiae; Haplosclerida; Niphatidae. The transcript has 6 exons.
AUGACACAAGAUCGACUUGCUGAUUUAGGCAUUUUAACAAUUGCAAAUAAAAUUGAUAAAACUGUUGACAUUGAAACUCUUUACUACUUGGUGUUGUUUAAAGUGGACGGGACUGUAGCACCUACAAAGGCUAGCUAUAUCAUAGAAAAGGCUGAUAUCUUGGAAGUUGGAUCAGUCUGUCAUGUAAAGGAUAAAAGUGGAAUAUAUGAGGGAAUUGUGGUCACAUAUGGUAGUAAAGAUGAAGUUGAUAAUGUGGAAGAGCAGUAUUUAAAUGGGUUGUAUACUCCCAAUUUUCUGGUUGGUCUGUGUGAUGACAGUGACGAUGAUGAUCAGGACAAUGACAAUAAGGAGAAUGAAGAACCUGAUAGGGAUUUCAUAGAAAAGGAAGAUGUCUCUAGAAAAAGAAAGACAGAUGGUACAGCUAAAUUAUCUAAUAAGGCAAAGAAAAAAUCUGUUCCCAAGAAAACAAAAGAGCUCAAGAAAGUAAAUGAUCAAAAGUCAACCAUUAAUCUUCUUGGAGUAUCAUCAAUUGUGUCUUCAGGUGUAUCCAAUUUUGUGUCUGACACUAUUGUCACCUCAAGUGUUAGUACCACUUCAACUACACCAGUUACAGUUCAAAGUAGUUGCCCUAUCACCACAUCCUCAGUUAUUCCAUCAUCAAUUCUUGAUUCAUCUGACUCUGAAUGUCAAGAAGUGGAGUCACAUAAUGGACCAAAUGAAGAGAUGCUUAAAUCUUGA